GCCUGAAUAUUCUGAAAACCUGGUGGGCUGGGUUUGGGUACAGAUUCUAGUUCUGUGCAGUCCGCUAUUAACAGCUCAUGUGUUUUUCUUUUCCUAUUCUUUUGCACAGGCUGCACCAGUCCAGGCUACAAUAGCCAAAGAAGUGAAAGUAGAAAAUGGUGAUGAUGAGGACGAUGACGACAUUGACUUGUUCGGCAGUGACGAAGACAACGAGGAGGCAGAGCGCCUCAAGCAGGAGCGCCUGGAAGCCUAUGCUGCAAAGAAGGCCAAGAAACCCACCCUCAUUGCCAAGUCCUCCAUCCUGUUGGAUGUGAAACCUUGGGACGACGAGACAGACAUGGCAAAGCUGGAGGAGUAUGUGCGCUCGGUGCAGAUGGAUGGGCUCCUGUGGGGAGCGUCCAAGCUGGUGCCCGUGGGCUAUGGCAUCAAGAAGCUGCAGAUCAACUGUGUGGUUGAGGAUGACAAAGUCGGCACAGACAUCCUGGAGGAGGAGAUCACCAAGUUUGAGGACUUUGUCCAGAGUGUAGAUGUAGCUGCCUUCAACAAGAUCUAAGCUCCACAGUUCUGCUCCUCACUUCCAGGUUUAAUAAAUCAAAGAUUUGAGCACA
Molecule: messenger RNA, 608 nt
Organism: Solea senegalensis (Senegalese sole)
Lineage: Eukaryota; Metazoa; Chordata; Actinopteri; Pleuronectiformes; Soleidae
Product: elongation factor 1-delta-like
Exons: 3
Biological process (GO): translational elongation
Cellular component (GO): eukaryotic translation elongation factor 1 complex; cytosol
Molecular function (GO): guanyl-nucleotide exchange factor activity; translation elongation factor activity
Source: RefSeq, a predicted model, not a curated record